Schistosoma haematobium is the source of this 1455-nucleotide messenger RNA. RefSeq lists its product as uncharacterized. Gene Ontology annotation, molecular function: metalloendopeptidase activity. The transcript has 12 exons. NCBI's taxonomy places the organism in Eukaryota, Metazoa, Platyhelminthes, Trematoda, Strigeidida, Schistosomatidae. Bases 1 to 1455 code for a protein of 484 amino acids. Gene Ontology annotation, cellular component: membrane; cytoplasm. The record is from RefSeq and is a predicted model, not a curated record. Gene Ontology annotation, biological process: proteolysis; cell adhesion.
AUGGAAUUUGCUUCCGUUCUGCUUAUUUUUAAGAAAAUGUCGUUACUGCUUAUUACUUUGUAUUUUUUUCUCUUGAAGGAGAGACUUGUGGAAUGUUUGGUAGCACAAAACUAUGCCAGUGACAGUGAAAAUCUUAAACCUAAUAUACGUCGAAGAAGUGAAUUCAUCGUUGGUGAAAAAUUCCGUGUCCGAGUGGUUCUGAGUGAAGAUUUAAAAAACCAUUUACAGUAUGAUUUAUUGAAGAGGCAGGUCAAAGAUGCUUUGAUAUUCUGGACAAAGGCAAUACAACCGAAGCGAAUCUCUACCCAACAAAUAUUAAUAGAACGCAAUUGCAAUGAACGAGUUCGAUCACAAAUGCGGCCACAAUAUCAUUACUGCGAAGGUGGUUGUAACAAAGUGUCGAUAUGUAACGGUUUUGAAAUCCCCGAGAAGUAUCUCCAGAAAUGUCGUUCAUCUGAAAAAGAUGUUGUGAAAAAAGUCCAAGUCAAAAAGUCAGACAAAAGUGACUUUAUUCUGUUUAUUCGUUCGGGUGAUUAUGGACCUCACACAUCGUUGGCUACAGCUGACACUUGUCAGCUGGAUUUAGACACGAAUAGACCAAUCGCCGGGUCAAUUACAAUUUUAUCAGCUAUGAAAUAUAUUGAUUACAACCCAGGCGAAUUGAAACGAGUUAUUAUUCAUGAAUUAGGACAUACAUUCGGCUUCGAUUAUCGGUUGUUUCCUUACCUACGUCAUGAUGAUGGUAGUCCUAGAACAAGGCGUAACCAACAUACUGGUGAACCGGAAUUGCCAACAAAUGCCAACGAAGGAUUAAAAGCUGAUCGAAAUACUAUAAAAUACGUGUCCAGGACAUGGCAUACAGUCUCCGGUGAGAAGACGUACAAGAGAGUCGCAUUAACAUUACCAAGUGUAGUCAACUUUGCAAGAAAUCAUUUUCGAUGCAAUGAGCUUGAUGCGGUUGAUCUAGAAUCCGAUGGUGGCGAUGGAAAUAAACAUUCACACUUCGAACGACGUCUGUCUAUUGGUGAAGCUAUGUCUGCUACUUGCGACAUCAUGGCGUCUGUUUCAGGUUUAACUCUCAGCUACUUCAAAGAUACUGGAUGGUAUAAUGUAGAUAUUUCUAUGGCUAAACCUUGGGAUUGGGGCCGUGGUCAAGGAUGUGAAUUUAUUUUCAAAAGUUGUGGUGAAUUCAUUAAAAGUAACCGGACGUCAUCACCUUGGUGUGAUAAAAUAAUUAAUACAGAGUCAAUUAUUCACUGCAUUCCGCAUGUGAAUGCAUACGGAAUAUGCAAUUUGAUAAAACACAGUUUACCUCUAAAACCAGAGCAUAUACACUUCGAUAGCCUGCCCAAAAUAAGGCCUUCGCAACUAAGUAGGUUUGGAGGAACUGACACUUAUGCUGAUCACUGUCCAUAUUUGUCUGUAAGUACAGUUUUAUAUAGUUGUACAUUUUAA